Molecule: messenger RNA, 456 nt
Organism: Penaeus monodon (black tiger shrimp)
Lineage: Eukaryota; Metazoa; Arthropoda; Malacostraca; Decapoda; Penaeidae
Exons: 1
Coding region: 1-456 (151 amino acids)
Source: RefSeq, a predicted model, not a curated record
AUGGAGUAUAGUCCGCUUGUAUGGUCUGCAUGUCCGCCUUCAUAUCUUCUUCUGCUGGAUCAGGUUCAGAGGAGGGCGGAAGCAAUCAUACGCUACAAAACUCGGGAACCGCUGGAUGUCACACUUCAACCAAUGCAACACCGGCGUAAUGUUGGCGGCCUUUGUGUAAUGUAUAAAGUUAACGUAGUGCAGACUCCACAUCUGUCAAGCUUACGCCUUCCCGCUCCACAUGACUCCAGCUACGACACCCGUGGUGGACGCGAGCGACAAGAGCAAGUGCGUGUGCCCUUUGCCAGGACAGAGAACCACCUGCGCUCAUUUCUGCCAAGAUAUGGGCGCCUCUGGAACCACAUGGUCAGGAACACCAGCCUCCAUCACGCAACGUCUCUACAACAGUUCAAGAGUCGCGUCAACAUCUGGCUCCUCAACCAUAUAGCAGAAGUACAGAGUUUUUAG